Molecule: messenger RNA, 3570 nt
Organism: Amyelois transitella
Lineage: Eukaryota; Metazoa; Arthropoda; Insecta; Lepidoptera; Pyralidae
Gene: conu
Product: rho GTPase-activating protein conundrum
Exons: 12
Coding region: 402-2180 (592 amino acids)
Biological process (GO): regulation of small GTPase mediated signal transduction; regulation of actin filament polymerization; signal transduction
Cellular component (GO): cytoplasm
Molecular function (GO): GTPase activator activity
Source: RefSeq, a predicted model, not a curated record
UCGAUUUCUCACCAUCGUCAGUGCCGCGCCAACCGCUGACAAUAUCGCCUGUCGCGUCACCUUCCUCUCCGAAGUUUAUCGUAAUACCUUAUCGAGUUUGGUGAUUUCCAGUUGUUACUAAAAAAUCAAAACGAAUAAAUAACCCAUUUUCGAAUAACGAAUUGAAUGGUGUUGUGAACAAGUGAAUCGAUUGUUUUUAAACAUCCACCUUCCAGCGACGCGUGGCGGAACACAAAAACAAACUCUCGUGUCGUAUUUCGAAUGGUCCUCAGCAAUAAUUAGUUUGGUAAAAGUGAGUGUGUGUGCCGUGGACGCUUGGUGGUUCAAUUAGAACUAGUUUCCUAGGCUUUUGUUUGUACUGAUAUUGACAAAUCGCGUUGCCGCUACUUCUGGAUUUACGGAUGUUGAAAUUGGAGUCUCCCGAGGUGCGCAUGGCGCUUCCGCUGCCGCCUCGGGCUCCGGACCCCGCGACCCUCGCCGCUUACUGGACGGAAUGCGAGGAGUACCUCUGUCGGCAGAACAACGCGACUCAACAUGAUGAAGACGAUAACCAUUAUGAAGAAGGAGAAUUAGAAACGGAAUGGCUCCAAGCGGCCGGCCUGGGCUCCCUGGCGGCGCCGUUCCAGGCUGGCCUGGAGGUCACCGAGGCCCAGCUGGGUGAAGCCGUGAGGCCACUGCCCAGGGAACAGGCAGCAGCGGUCAGGCGACGAGUGAGGAGGCUCAACAGGACAGUGAGGAGGAAGAGAGCCGCGUCGAGGGCCAGGAAACCAGAUAUCAGAGACGUGUUUCGGGACUUAGAGAAUUCGAGCGGCAGUGAGCCGAGGUCGCGCAGUGCGACGCCAGACUCAUUGGACUCGCUGCCCAGCGGUGGGUCGGGCAGCCCACCGGCCGAGUGGGCUGAUGGAGCUACACCGCCAGACUUCGUUGACAGUUUCCAAGCAGUGGGCACGCAUGCGCCGCUCGCGCGCACGCCGUCCGCGCCGGCUGCGCCGCGGCGCAUGCGCCUGUCUCCCCCCGCCGGCGCGCACUCCCCCCCACUGCCCAUGCACGAGCUCUUCAAACCAAACGAUUUGCAUUUGGCUGACAUCGCUAGUAAUACCGAGGGCAUCGAGCUACUCGGCUACCAAAGGUACGGGACUGUCCAGGGACCAAGGAUCGGGAAGGAACGAAUCAACGGCUCCAUACUCAAGGAUAACGACCCAUUCAUAAGUAAACACGCAGCAGUGUCGCGGGCAAAAAGCGCGGCGUCCGGCCAGCAGCCGCUCAGCUUCGAGCACAAAUUCAACUUGGACAGGCAGAUGUUGGACCAUGAAGAGAUGUGGCCUGAAGAAGACAGUACCGUGGACAUUGAGAGCGUGUCAGAGCCUCAGCUCAAGCGUCUGCCUCCACUAUUGUGGCUAGAACUGACUGCGCUCUUUGACAGAUACUCUCUGCCCUUCCAGAAGAGAAAGCCGCCGAAGAAGAAGAGGAAAGAAGAGGGUUCAGUGUUCGGCGUGUCGUUGGAGACGCUGGUCCGCAAAGACAUGAUAAUGUGGGAGGAGACAUGGAGCUGCGUCCCCAGCAUCAUCAGGGCGCUGGCGGCCGCGCUGCGGGCCAGGUCCCAGGACGAGGGGCUUCUGAGGGUGCCAGGGAAUAAACAGAAGAUCGAAGCCCUGUGCCAGCUGAUCGAGCAGCGCUGGUACGUGGCGCGCGGCGCGGUGGAGGCGGCGCUGGCGCGCGCCAGCAGCCACGACCUGGCCGCCGUGUUCAAGCGGCUGCUGCGCGCGCUGCCGCAGCCGCCGCUCACCAUGGAGCUGAUGAGGCUGUUCUACAAUACUUACGCUCUCAGCGGCGCGACACAAGGCAGAGCUCUCAACUUGCUGGUUCUCCUUCUGCCGGCGGAACAACGCGCCACUUUAAGAGAGCUCCUGCGUCUGGUUCGCGAGAUAGUGAAGCUCAGUCACACCAACAAGAUGAGCGAGCACAACGUCGCCAUGAUCAUAGCUCCCACACUGUUUCCUCCCAGUUUACUGAUCAAGUCAUCAGACAGCCUGGAGACUCAGCUGGCGACGGCGGCUAACAGUUGUCACGUGACCGAAGCCCUAAUGCGCUGGUGCGACCAACUGUGGACCAUCCCCGCCUCCCUCCACUCCGCUUCGCAAAGAAAACCCCCGCCACACCGGCGGAACCACCACACUUGAAGCGACAGUUCGGAUUUUGAACUGGUUCGAAUUUUAAAUUUUGAACUGGCCGCUGGUGUCGAGACCAUAUGUGAAAUGAGUUUUUAAGUAGAAAAAAAAAUAACACCAGUGCGUAUGGUGGAUUUAAGGCUUGGUAUCGACUAAAGCGAAGAAUGUCUCUGUUUUGCUAACACCUAAACUAAACCUUAACCCUGAUUUAGUAAAAAAAAAGGCUUCGAAACUUAAAUUGACUUAAGUAGGCUUAAAUGAUUUAAACCUAAUUACCGAAUGAAUAAGAUUCAAUUUUUUGUUGGCAUUAUUUGCGCUGCCUUUAAAAAGGCUUGAAAUAUUCUUCGCUACGGUCGAUAUUAUACCUUAUUUAAAGCAAUAAUGUUCGUGAGUCUAUUGUAAAUUUAUUAAUUAAAAGAUUGAACGUAUCAGUCAAAUUUGUGCUGUGUUAAGUUAUCCUGAACGUUUUAGUACUUAGGUUAUCUACCUAUAAGAGUCUAAUCGUGGUUGUAAAUGAAACAUCUACACAUGUAUUCCGACAAAUGAUACCUAUAGAUCGAAUUUCAAUCAAAUAUAGUACUUAUAACCAAUACAAAAUAUGCUUUUAAAAAUCGCCACGAUGAAUAGUUAAUAGUUUGUAAUUCUUGAGACAUUGUACCAAGUUUCAAAGCAAACGCUACUUCAAAAUUUUCCAAGACAAUGAAAAGUCGGCUACCGAUAAUUAAAAACGUUGUUAAAAGUGAUUUUUCUACACAGUGAUUUUACUACAUAAUUAAUGUACUCUUGAGGUAGCUAAUCUAAGUUUAAGUGAGUGAUAUGAAUAUUUAAUUAUACUUAUACUCAGUGUUAAUCUUGUAGUUAACGCAUUUAGUGUGGUAUUAUUGUGAAUGAGAUACCAAAUAUUCAUUAUCUAUGUAGUGAUAUUAUAAGUUUUCACUUCCCUUACAUUGUGAUUACUUUGAACAAUUAUGGAUUUAUUCCUAAAAGAAAAAUAAUGUGAUUAAAUUGGAAUAUAUUCCCAAACAUUGUUCUGAGAAUUUACAAUGUGAUUUAUUUGGGAAUAAAGGACUUUUUAGUAAGUGUGGUGUCUUAAAAAUAAAAUUCCAAUUUUAUAGAAAUUUUUUUGGUGCCAUUGUUAUAUUGGAUAUUUUUUAGUUACCAUUCGGCAGUGUAGUGACGUGGUGCCCUUCCGAUGAUAUUUUGAUAGUAAUUCUCACCUUUACACAAUUCCAUCUUUUUAUGUUUAAUUGUAAAUAUUUCGCACUAUGGUUUUUGUAUAAUAUUUUACCAAUACUUUGACUAAGCAAGCAAAGACUGACUUGGUGUAUUAUUAAUAAAAUAUUAUUGAUAUUUUGUAAGUGUAUUUACUUCCAAUAUUGAAUAAAACUUAUAUUAUUUCCAA